UGUUCGGUGACGAGGCAUCCACUCCCCUUUAAAUAAACUCUUACCAGUUCUGCUUUCUCAAUCUCCUCCCUCCUCUCUUCGAGGCGAUUCCCUAGGGCUUUUGUCGAGGUUGUGAGGUUACAGGAUUCUCCGCUAUGAAUCCAGAAUAUGACUAUCUUUUCAAGCUUUUGCUUAUUGGAGAUUCGGGGGUUGGCAAGUCAUGUCUUCUCUUAAGAUUUGCGGAUGAUUCUUACUUGGAGAGCUACAUCAGCACAAUUGGAGUUGAUUUUAAAAUUCGCACUGUAGAGCAGGAUGGAAAAACCAUAAAGCUACAGAUAUGGGAUACUGCUGGGCAGGAGCGCUUCCGUACAAUUACUAGCAGUUAUUAUCGUGGUGCUCAUGGCAUAAUUGUCGUUUACGAUGUGACGGACCAAGAAAGCUUUAAUAAUGUGAAACAAUGGCUGAAUGAGAUCGACCGCUAUGCAACCGACAGUGUGAACAAGCUCUUAGUGGGCAACAAAUGUGAUUUGACAGAUGAAAGGGUGGUUGCCUAUGAAGCUGGCAAGGCCUUAGCGGACGAGGUUGGCAUCCCCUUUUUGGAGACGAGUGCCAAGGAUGCUACCAAUGUUGAACAAGCAUUCAUGAAAAUGACAUCGGAGAUAAAAAGCCGCAUGGCAAGCCAACCAACGGUGAAUGCCAGCAGGCCUGCGGCAACUGUGCAGAUGAGGGGGCAGCCAGUUGCUCAGAAGAGCAGCUGCUGUUCAUAGGCUCUUAGCCUGGAUUGAGCUGUGCUCGGCGCAUUUGAUGCUCAUUAUUACGGUUUUGGGUAAUUGCUGAUCAUAUCUGUAGAUAUUUGUUAAACCUUCAUGUUACCGUGUACUGUUACAUGGCAUCAAGAUUCUGAAUUCUGAAAAUUAUUACGUGCAGUAAUCUUUUCAAUAGUCCACUUAUUUGGUCAA
Messenger RNA from Phalaenopsis equestris, 938 nucleotides. RefSeq names its product ras-related protein RIC1. Bases 135 to 746 code for a protein of 203 amino acids. Gene Ontology annotation, molecular function: GTP binding; GTPase activity. The transcript is spliced from 8 exons. NCBI's taxonomy places the organism in Eukaryota, Viridiplantae, Streptophyta, Magnoliopsida, Asparagales, Orchidaceae. The record is from RefSeq and is a predicted model, not a curated record.